This is a messenger RNA of Endocarpon pusillum Z07020, 1164 nucleotides long. RefSeq lists its product as uncharacterized. The record is from RefSeq and is a predicted model, not a curated record. The transcript has a single exon. Gene Ontology annotation, cellular component: Golgi membrane. Gene Ontology annotation, biological process: vesicle-mediated transport; mitotic spindle elongation. The coding region runs from base 1 to 1164 and encodes 387 amino acids. NCBI's taxonomy places the organism in Eukaryota, Fungi, Ascomycota, Eurotiomycetes, Verrucariales, Verrucariaceae.
AUGGCAGCGGAUUAUGGCUCAACAGCACGCGCUCUGUCGCUUCCUAUCUCGCCCACCCGCACGUCCUCCCCAAAUUUCCCUAGACCCCCAUGGAAUUCUCGCCGCAGUCAAUCUAAUGGAGCGCAAGGCCGCAGCCAGUCCUCCCUCUCCUAUCGCGACCGUUUGAUCAAUAAUGCCCAGAAAUUCCACCGGCGGGGUGUCAGGAUCUAUGAAAAGUUAUCACCGCUUCAACGAGGUUUGGUGGUAGCGGCAAAUCUUAUCACCCUAAUCCUGGUAAUACUUUUCUUCGUCUACAACGAGAAGAUCUUCGGAUUUCUGAAACCUUAUGCUGUUUCUUGGAAAAAGACCACAGGCGGCUGGAUCAUCCUUUGGUGCCUCACGUUCAUCGCGGCGUUCCCACCUAUAAUUGGCUAUUCGACCUGCGCAACCUUAGCUGGCUUUGUCUACGGUGUUGGUGAAGGGUGGCUGAUUCUCGCAUCUGCCACAAUCAUUGGCUCUACUUGCUCCUUCCUAGUAUCAAGAUUUGUGUUGCAAAGAUAUGUCCAGCGCCUUGUCGCUAAUGAUAAACGGUUUGCGGCAUUGACUUUGACCAUGAAGCACGAUGGUCUUAAACUGCUUUGCAUGAUACGACUUUGCCCGCUUCCAUAUUCAUUAUCGAAUGGCGCAAUCUCAACCGUUCCUACCGUUCAUCCGUUGAUGUAUGCACUGGCCACUGCCAUCGUCUCUCCAAAAUUACUUAUUCACGUCUUCAUUGGAAGUCGAUUGGCCGCAAUUGGGGAAAGCGGAGGACAAAUGAGUGCUGGGGCGAAGGCACUCAAUUGGACCAGCAUAGUUGUGGGCGGUCUGGUUGGCGCAUUCACUGGAUAUUAUAUCUAUCAACGGACCAUGGCUCGUGCUCGGCAACUUGAAGCAGAGGAGGAUGCCAAUGUACGGGAUGCGGUUACUCAUACCGGACACCCACCAGCUGAGUUUAUGGACGAUCCUGAAACACAAGCUGCUGCUACAGUCCUCGCGCAACCCGAUGAUGGGGUUGACUUCUUCGAGGAGGAGUCUAGCCCAACCCGGCAUGACUAUAGAGACGAAUUUACGGAUGACAACGAUGUCUUUACUGAAGGUGAUGGGGAGGAAGACGCUAUAGAUAUGCAUAAACAGCAAGUCAAAUGA